AUGGAUCAAAAGCAAUUCAAAAGUGUAUUUGCUUAUUGGACUGUCAAAGAUACCAGUAGCAAUAACAAUAAUAAUAACAAUAACAAUGCUCAAAGACAACAACCAAAACAACAACCAAAACAACAACCAAAGCAACAACAACAACAACAACAAAUACAAGUACAACCACAACAACCAGAUGUAUCAGUAACAUCAACUGCUGUCAAUAUUACAAAUGUUACUAUUAAUAAUAAUAAUGGUAGUAUCAACUCUGGCUAUAAUAAUGUUGUUGUUGCUCCUCCUCAACAAACAUUAAUACCUAAUAAUAAUAAUAAUAAUAGUGGAUAUAAUAAUGUUCCAUCACUAUCAGUUUCAUCAUCUGAUAUCAAUAACAAUGUAAAUAAUAAUAAUAAUAAUAAUAAUAAUAAUAAUAAUAAUAAUAAUAAUAAUAACAAUAAUAAUAAUUAUAGUAGUAGCUUCUUUAAUGAAAAUAGAGUAGUUGGAGAUGACAGUAGUGUUGGUGAAAGUAGUAAUAGUGGUUAUUCAUUACCAAACAAUCAACUUGAACAACAACAACAACAACAACAACAACAAAGAACUUCAUCACAAGCCUAUUCAACUAUUUAUUCUAAUCCUCCAUUAUUGUCAUCAUCGAUACUUUACAAUAAUGAGAUGGUACAGUUGUUAUCGAGAAAUGACUUUAAUAGUCCUUCAACCAACAACAACAACAACAACAACAACACUACCACCAACUAUCACUCAUCAUCCUAUUCGGCCAUGUACGACUCUAAAAAUGCAGAUAAUAUAAGUAUUGAUAAUACUGACACCAUGUCAACUGGUACUGGUGGUUAUUCACUCUAUUCUGAUGCUUCUGCCAUUGCCAAUCUUAGACAAAGUGCAACAUUUGAAGAUGAAAAAGAAGAGGAGGAGAAAUACAAACUAUUGGAAAAGAAUCGUGAUAUCCAAGACAAGGGUAGGGAUUGGAACUUGGAGUUUCAAAACCUACUUCGUCUUCCCUCUUCACUUGACAAAUUCCAAAAACUUACAUUUAUGGCAAUGGAUUUUGUUCGUGCUGCUGAACACUAUGGUUUCAUCAUCAUCAAGGAAAUGUUUAUGCCACUUCAUCUUAAAACUAUUAAACCAAUUGAUAUUGGUGGUAUUGCUGGUGGUGAAAAAUAUAUUUGCCAAAAUAUAUUAUUUAAAUUUGCAUAUGAUCAAAAGAUUGGAGAUCAAUGGUUAUAUGGUGGAAAAUAUCCAUCUGAUUUUGGUGCAUCGAAAGCCGCUGGAAAUGAAUUAAGAGGAUUAUCAUGUUUCUUUCAAAAUAUUAUGGAUAAUGAUUUAGGUGAUAAAAUUAAUGUUCCACUUAUGUGUGUAAUUGAUUAUUAUGGUUAUAGAUUAGUUGCUAUUUCAUUAUUACCAAUUACAAAAUCAUCAAUUAUUUAUGGUAGUUGUGAUGGUGGAAAUGUAGUUCAUGAUGAUGUACCAGAGGUAAAUGAUAUUAUGGAAAGAGUUGGUGAAGUUAUGAAAUUAAAGAAACAUCUUGCUGGACAUAAUCCAAAGGCUGUUUAUGGACCUGGUGACUUCGAAAUUCAUAAAUCUGAGCGUGGAGAAUACUAUGCAAUUGAUUUUGCUCGUUUAUUCCCUCCCCAGGCUUAUUUUGAUAUUGAUGGUAAUGCAAUUGCACAUAGAGAAGUAUUUUUUAAAUUACUUAGACCAGAAUUCUUAAAAUCAUACGAGAAACCAUUAUCAUCAGAUUCAUUUACAGGAUGGGGUUUAAAUGAUCCUGAUAAUGAAAGACAUAACAAUGAAAUCAUUGAAGCUACCACUUAUCUAUAUGAUAUUAUCAUUCCAAAGGCUGCUAGAGAGUUUGAAGAUCUUUGGAAGAAUGGACAACCUACGACGUGGGAUAUCUGUACCGAGGUACAUCGAUUUGGUAUUAGUUUACGUCACCUUGGAAAACUGCGUAAUCGUACGACUCAUCCAGAGUUGCGUAAAAACAUUCUCAAUGAAAUGGUUGCGCGUGUAUUGAAAUCACAGAUAAAGGAAGAGUUGCGUAUUCAUUUGUCUGGACAUUUUAUUGGCUCGGAAGAGAAGUGUAUUCAGACGAUUGUCGAUUUCCUCAACCAUGGCACUCAAGAAUCUCAACACGUCUUUGGCAUUUGGCGUGACACCCGCAUCGUUGAUCACAUUGGCGACAGUGUACACGUUGUCGGCUGA
Messenger RNA from Cavenderia fasciculata, 2196 nucleotides. RefSeq lists its product as uncharacterized. Gene Ontology annotation, biological process: intracellular distribution of mitochondria. Gene Ontology annotation, molecular function: mRNA binding. The record is from RefSeq and is a predicted model, not a curated record. Lineage: Eukaryota; Evosea; Eumycetozoa; Acytosteliales; Cavenderiaceae. The coding region runs from base 1 to 2196 and encodes 731 amino acids. Gene Ontology annotation, cellular component: cytoplasm. The transcript has 5 exons.